Sitophilus oryzae (rice weevil) is the source of this 1941-nucleotide messenger RNA. RefSeq lists its product as uncharacterized. The transcript has 5 exons. The record is from RefSeq and is a predicted model, not a curated record. Lineage: Eukaryota; Metazoa; Arthropoda; Insecta; Coleoptera; Curculionidae. The coding region runs from base 265 to 1941 and encodes 558 amino acids.
GGAUAAAUAACAGCAUACCCACUGUAUAUUUUAACAAUAUUUUUUUAUUACCAUUCUUCGAUACCAUUCUUCUUUGGUGAUACUUACUAUAGAGAUAGAGAAAUGAGACGUCGACGUCAAACGGCCCAAAGGAACCGCAAGGAAUCCAUAGGGGAUUUACAGAAUUUCUGUAUAUAUCGUUUUAACCGUUAAACGGUCUUUGGUGUCGUCAGUCUGAGUUGAAAUUUUCCGGUGAAACAUAUCAAUUCACCUACAUAUUUCAAAAUGAAUCGUGGAAAGAGAAUAGCGGCUUUAGCAUUACAACCAAAAGUUGUUAAUAUUGAAUCAGAAUCAUUUGAAUUUUAUGAAGAUAGUUCAGUACAGGAAACAUCGCAAUCGAAGGAAAAAAAUGGUUUGGAUUAUUACCACUUUCCUGAAAAUGUUCAAGAUCUGUCUGGUACCACUUACAUAUCACCUUCAAAUAAAUCAGAAGCAAUCUACUCGGCACUCUGUAGAGAUAAAAAAUUAACAAAGAAAUUUAUAGACUUACCUCAAUGUGAAACAGAUGCUGAAUUAACAGAAUGCAAACUAACAGAAUUUCAGUUAGAAUCGUUACCUCAAGUCUCACUACCUAACAAAAUUUUCAAUUAUCUUGAGAAUGUUAAGAAGGAAUAUCCCGUUGAUGAAGAUAUUGAUUUAAGUCAUGGCCCUGAAGAAUCAUCAGGAAGUGAAUAUAUACUUUCCAAUGCUUCCUCUAGCACAGAUUCAUCGGUUCUAACCAAUUCAAACACAGAAACACCAAACCUUGUUAAAAAAUCAUCAACGAAGAAUAAGCUUACUGUUUCUAAGUAUUGUAACAAUGUAAAUGAUACACUAGUAGAAAUUAAAUAUCCAGAAUACAAGGUGCUUUGUAUUUUUUGUUAUACGGAAGUGGGUCAUUUUACACGUCAUUUAAUGCGACAACAUCUAGAUGAACCAGAUAUUCAAAAAAUAAUGGCAAUGCCGGCAAAAAGUGCAGAGAGAAGAAAGGCUUUCGCAGCUUUAAGGAAAAAAGGUCGAUUUUUUUUAGCCCAACAAACCAACCAUAUUAAUCCGAUUCAAUUGCCUCGGAAUAUAUGUAGUCAAAAUAAAAUGGAGGAUAUGGAAUCCAAUUAUUUUCCUUGUAAUUAUUGCUUAGGAUUUUAUUCCAAAAGUUACUUGUGGAAACAUAAGAAAAUGUGCAAUUCAAAUAUAGAUAAUAUUCCUACGAAAUCGAGGUAUCACUUAUCAGAAUCUCAGACCUUUUUGGCUGCAACAGGUUUACUGGGAAAUUAUUUGAAUAAGAGUCGCCUUAAAAAAGAGGUUCUCAACAUAAUGCGGCCAGAUGCAGUAAGCAAUACUGUUAAGAAAGAUGCACUGAUAUGUCUUUAUGGUGAGUCACUGCUCAACAAGCAUAAACGAAUUCAGAUUAAUGUUCACGUCUCAAACAAAAUGAGGGAAAUGGCUAAACUAAAAAUUUCCUUGGAAAAGAUGAUUUCAUUUGAAAACCUUAUUUUUAUUCUGAAGCCGCAAUAUUAUGAUAAGGUAUUGACUAGUGUCAAAAUUAUUAGUGGUUAUGAUGCCGAGAAGAAAAUAUUUAAGGCCCCUUCGUUGGCUCUCCACAUGGGGACAAAUUUACAACAAUUAUGUAAUAUAGCCAAAAAAGCCCUUAUUACUAAAAAUCCAUUAAUUGGAUCUUUUGAAGUUAAAAAAAGAAAAGAAAUAUGUAGAGAUAUAGAAGAAUUUUGUGACAUUAUUAAAAAUCAUUGGUGUAAUGACAUUUCGAGCAUCGCAAAUAAAAUUUUAAAUGAGAAUAAAAAUAUCAAACCAAAAAUAAUUCCACUAACUCAAGAUGUAAAAAUGUUUAAUGAAUAUGUUAUAAAAUUAGCUAGAGAAGCUUAUCACAAAUUAAUUACUAACGAAAAUCUAAAAAAGGAUAGGUGA